Talpa occidentalis (Iberian mole) is the source of this 4607-nucleotide messenger RNA. Its product is annotated as zinc finger protein 682-like. Gene Ontology annotation, biological process: negative regulation of transcription by RNA polymerase II. Gene Ontology annotation, molecular function: DNA-binding transcription repressor activity, RNA polymerase II-specific. The record is from RefSeq and is a predicted model, not a curated record. Bases 847 to 1707 code for a protein of 286 amino acids. The transcript is spliced from 5 exons. Lineage: Eukaryota; Metazoa; Chordata; Mammalia; Eulipotyphla; Talpidae.
GCCCGCCUGUGCGAGUUGGCGAUGUUGCUGGGGGCCUGCGCCGUGGCAGCCGCACCCCUGGCGUCUGCUGCUCUCGGGGGUGGCCCUGUGUGACCGGGUCUGCCCCGGUGACUCCGCGUCCUUAGCCGCCUCGCCCUCACGGUGGCUUCCAGAGUCGUGGCUACUGCGGCCUUGCUUGGUCUCCAGCAGCCUCAGGCCAGCUGGGUCAUUCACCCGGUCCCGCAGCUCGCACAGGGCUCCCUGGAGCGGCAGGGCGCAGGAGCCGUGGACCGGAGCUGGGGAAGAAGCCUGCCUGCUGCAGAGGGAAGCUGGGGCGGGGGGUUGUUUCCCCGCAGGUCAGCGAGUUUUCUUGCCCGGUGACACGCCUCAUCGGGUCAGGGUAGCGGUGACCCGGCACCCCCUGCUUUCUCACCUGCCCUCGCAGCUGUCUGGUUGGCCUUUGCCUGGAGCCGAGUGGGGCCUGGGCAGCGCGGCUGACGGAGGGGGUUGGGGGUGAGGUCAGGGCUGGGUCGCCCUUGUAGAUGCUGCCCGCCUGGCCCUGUGGCGAGUCUGCUCUGCUCUGGGCAGCGGGUGCCUGUCUGGUCCAGACUGGCCCCCGGGGCCCCCGACGCCCAGGCACCUCUGCAGCCGUGUGUGCGGGAUGGCCCUGGGGGGAGAGCUGCCCGCGCCUGGCCAGUGUGGAGUUGCGCCCCCCGGGGAGCUCGGGCAGCAUGCUGAUGGCGGGUGCUGGCGUGGGUUGAGGGGCAGAGGCUACAUCCCUGGUCUGCGGACUACAACUGAAAACCGGGGGCAGGUGUGACCUCUGCACUGUGCCCGGGGAAAGGAACCGGAGAAGGAAGAGGCGGGAUGGCAGCUUCUCGGGGAUUGUUGACCUUCAGGGACGUGGCCAUAGAAUUCUCUCGGGAGGAGUGGGCGUGCCUGGACCAGGGGCAGCGGGCCUUGUACCGGGACGUGAUGCUAGAGAAUCACAGGCACCUGACCUCCUUGGGUUUGACUGUCUCCAAGCCAGACCUGGUCGUCUUUUUGGAGCAGAGGAACGAGCCCUGGGAGGUGAAGAGAAAGGUCACACCCCCAGGUCUAGCUGUGCCGCAGAGAGCCCCUGGUGGAGAGAAACGUUACAGGUGCGAAGAGUGUGACAAGGUCUUCAAGGGGUGCACCCACCUGAAGCAGCACCUGCUGAUCCAUUCUGGGGAGAAGCCUUACAGGUGUACACAGUGUGGCAAGGCCUUUCGGUGGUGCUCCAACCUGAAGAAACAUCACAGAAUCCACACCGGCGAGAAGCCUUACCGAUGUGAGGAGUGUGGCAAAGCCCUUCUGUGGAUCUCAAGCCUCAAGCGACAUCAGAGAAUCCACACUGGGGAGAAACCUUACAAGUGCAAAGAGUGUGGCAAAACCUUCACCAGGUGCUCACACCUGAAGCAGCAUCAGCAGACGCACACCGGCGAGAAGCCCUACAGAUGUAAAGAGUGCGGCAUGACCCUGAUGUGGUACUCCAGCCUGAAGCGCCAUCAGAGGACGCACUCUGCAGAGAAGCCUUUCAAGUGUAAAGAGUGUGGCAAAACCUUUAACAGGUGCUCACACCUGAAGCAACACCAGCAGACUCACACCGGCGAGAAGCCGUACCAGUGUCAGCAGUGUGGCAUAACCCUGAUGUGGAACUCAAGCCUGAAGCGGCAUCAGAGAAUUCACUCUGGAGAGAGAACUUAGAAUGGACAGGCCGUGGCGCCACCUUUGUACGUCCCUCUAACCUGGAGGAGCAUUACUGAAUCUGUUCUGGAGAGAAACCGUAGAAAUGUGAUGAAGCCUGCCAGGGUUUCUCAGGCCUGAAGCAUCAGAGGAACCCAAUGCAGGAAAACCUUGCAGAUGUAGUAAAGAGGCAGCGUCUGACCACGCCUCACUCAGCGCCAGAGGGUUGCUUGUCGGGGGAACCUGUACCAAAGCAAGGAAUGUAACCAGAAAAUACACCCCAGGGAAGCCUUAGGAGCGCGAAGAAUGCAACGAGGCUUUUCACCUCACUCCUGAGCAGCAGGGGAAAGGUCAGAGUAGAGAGACCGCACGGAGACCUUUGUCAGAGUUUUCCGUCGAGUAUAAAAUUAGCGAUUGCACGGCGCUCGUGCUGGAGAGAAGAAGUGGAAAGAGCCAGAGCCCUUGUCACCCUUCACAGAAGAAAAUUCAUACUGGAGAGGAAACUUCGAAAUGUGAUGGAUGUGGAAAGACUGUGCUAUGUACACCCUACAGCACAAGAACCUUCGUGCUAGAAGAUUCUUAUGGAUGCAGAAUUGUGGGGAAAUAGUUGAUGAAAACCUGUUAUAACUUAACAGCAGAAAAUUUACACUAAAAACACUAAGACUAACAUUUCUUGAGGCUCAAAUUGAGAGCAUUUAUGAUAGAAAAAAAAUAUAAAUUGGAAAGUGCUGUCAGCAAUUGUAAGGGUUGCCAUUGUAAGGGUUUCAGAGACAGAAGUCAGGGUCAUGCCAUCUUGAGGGAAGGGCUGGGGUUCAGGAGGAGGAGGGUGACUCACCGGGGGGUGAGAGGCGUUGAGUGGUUGACGUAACUCCCGCGCUGAUAAGCUGCCUCAAGGGUAAGUAAUUCUGGGCAAGCCCCACCUACGGACAGGUAGCUAAGGGAGAGGGACGGUUUGUCCCGGACUACGUGGGGUGUACAUUGCCUUUAGCUCAAAACCAUCCACUUGCCAAAAUAAGACGUUUUGUAGAGGCUUGUUCUGAACCCAUCACCGAUUUCUCGUUAGAGGUAAAGUCUGGGUAGCGUCUCAAAUCCCUGAGAGGUCCUCAUAAUGCUGUUUUUAGAAGUCAUAAUAAAUAUGUGUGGUAGAGAGAAAUACUCAGAGGAAAGCGUGUGUCCUGAACUGUCACACGGCCAGUGAGUUCCUGCUCUCUAGAUGGCAGCCUCGUUCUUCAGACUGCAGAAGCCGAACACUUGGAAAGAUGCAGCAGUGGAGCAGGAACGCUCUGGAGGGACUCAUCUGGGGCUGGGAGCACGUGCAGGCCGGUGCCAGUGAGGCUGGGUGCGUGUCCUGAGUGCGUGUGUGGUCAGGACAGAGUGUGGUCACACAAGUGGACGUUUGGCCGUCCAACACGCCUGAGGGGGUGCGCGAUUGCCUUGGAUUUCGAAAUGUUUUAUUUAGUCUCUGUGUGAACUAAGACGUGCUUCACUUAGUGGAGCUGACUGGUUCUCAGUGUGUUGUCACUGAUGGGCGGUGAGUAAAGUGUGAUUGUGAACAUGAAAUGCCUUCACCUUCCUCAGAACACAUGGUAACUACAUACUGUUGAGAGACAGAGUAGAAAAUCGCCUCUAAUAAGCCCUGUUCCUUUAGUCUUAGCAAAAAUAACCCUUUUAUGUAGCCUAUGGAAAUAUUGUUCCUAUAGAUUAUAGUUGGAAUCUUUUAUACUUUAUGCAGCUAGCUGGACAGUGGAGUGAGUGCAGUAAAGAUUCUAUAGUAUCUUUUUUUUUUUUUAAAGAUUUAUUUAUUUACACAAGAACUGGGGUAUAGACCAGAGGCGCGGGAGGUGAGAGGAUUCAUCAGAGACAGAGCGGAGAACAGAACAGGCAGACUGACGAAAUACACUGCUGAGGGGAGCAGCGGGGAGACGGGAGAGGUCUGCUGCCCAUGUGGGUAGCUCCGCAGGCGGCCAGGAUCGAACCCCCGCUGCAGAGGCUGCCGACAGCUUCACAGUGCGGCGCUCAACUGCCUGCGCCACCAGGGAGGCCCCACUCUCUGGUAUCUUUAAGGAAGCCACACCUUGAUGGACUCUGUAUAUUUAUCAAUAAAGUCUCUAUGUACUCAUCACCCACUUCUGGGAGUACAGGAGAUAUUCAGGUUAUUUUGGGUUCAAUUUAUAUUGAAGAGAACACAUACUACGCUGGUGUUGCUGAAUUUGGCAGAGAGCAGCUGAGUAAGCUGAGACGGGAGGCUUUUUCAGGGAGAAAAUGAACUGUCUGCUAGUAGCGGUGGGCACGGCAUUGCAUGUCUGUACAAGCCCAACAAUAAGCACCAGCGAGGGGGAGUUGUGAGACAACUGGGUUCUGGGUGGUUGUGAUGAGUCUGUGCUGAUGCAUCAGCCCCAGCAGCUCUGGGGGAGGCUGUGCCUGCGAGGAAACUGAGUCUCUGGGAGAGCUCUGCGUUUUGCUCUGUGUUUCCAUGCAGGACAUUUGUCUAAAAUGGUACCUUUUAUUUUUUAUUUUAUAUAUUUUUCACAUCAUUUUUCAUUUUUGCACAAUGUGUGCAUUUUCAUCUUGGUUAUAGUACCCGUACAAUUCCCACCCCCCCUUGUUUUGAUCCUACUCCUUGCUGUCCCCCCCGCCCCCCGCCCCAUGGUUUAUAGUUGCUUGUUGAUUUUGAUUUUUACUUUAUUAUAAUUAGUCUUUUUCCUGGUCCCUUAUUUAGGUUUUCUAGAUUCCUGCUAUGAGUGAGACCAUCCGGUAUUUUUCUUUUUCUUUCUGGCUUAUUUCGCUGAGCAUGAUCCCUUCCAGCGCCAUCCAUGUUGCUGCAAAUGGCAUGAGUUUAUCCUUUUUGAUUGCUGAGUAAUAUUCCAUGGUAUAUAUGGACCACAUCUUCUUGAUCCAGUCAUCUAUUUUUGGGCAUUUGG